GGAUCCCCUCCUACAGCACACUGUUCAGAAGAGGCAGGACUGCCAUGAUAAUACAUCUGGAGCCGACAUAGAGCACAUCUGGCCCGAGAGCACAUAGCUGGUGAUAAGUUUUCCCAUGGCUCUGAACAUGACGAUGUCGAUGUUCCCCACGUUGAAUCCAGAUGUGGACCCCUGCAGUAACUACACUGCAGCCUGGCUGUGGCUCCACUCCAUGCAGCCAGCGUACAUAGUACUGAUCUGUGUGGUGGGGGUGGUGGGAAACGGUCUGGUCCUCUGUGUCCUGUGCCUGCAGAGAAAACCCUGCACCGUAGCUGAUAUUUAUCUGGGAAACCUGGCCACUGCAGAUCUGGUUAUGGUCUCCUGUUUGCCCUUCUGGGCAGACACCAUCGCUCAUGGCUACCACUGGACCUUUGGUGAGGCGCUCUGCAAGCUGGUCAAUGUGGCCAUCUCCAUGAACUACUACUGCAGUGUGCUGUUCCUAGUCUUGGUCAGUGUGGAUCGCUAUCUGGCUCUAGUGUGCCCAAUGUCUCCCAGCAGACUGAGGAGGGCUGUCUGGGCCAAGCGCAUCUGCCCAGGCAUCUGGGUCCUAGGCUUCCUGCUAAGCUUCCCCGUGCUGCUGUUCCGUAAGGUCAGCUACGUGUCAGACCCAGGGGUGGACGCCUGCUUCCUGGCCUACCCUCACCCAAGCUGGACGGUCCAACACAACCUCACCAGGAACAUCCUGGGCUUCCUGGUCCCAGUGUCGGUGGUCACCUACUGCAGUCGGCACAUCAUCAAGGCCCUUAAGGAAGGUCAAACUACAACACUUCCAGGAGUGAGAGCAGAGAGAAAGGCCACAUACCUGGUGCUUGCUGUCCUUGUGGUCUUUCUAAUUAGCUGGACUCCUUUCCAGAUGUUUGUUUUCCUGGACACUCUGGAUUACUUCCAGCUCACUCCGGGGUGCCUGUGGGGUCACUUCCUGGACAUUGGGAUCCAGCUGUCUACCUACCUGGCAUACACCAACAGCUCAGUCAACCCUUUCCUCUAUGUGAUAGUGGGGAAACAAUUCAGGAAAAGGGCUAAAGAGGUAUUUAAGAUAAUCUUGAACCCAUCCUUGAGAAACCAAACUUUCAUGACUGUCAAUUUCACCUCCAUUGGUAGGUCUAUUGAUACUCGAAGGAUAUCCUGCAACCAACUUGAAAAGCAAACAGUUAGGUGACUGAACAGAGAAAAUGCAGAAAGUAUUCUUUCCCAUUUGCUUUUAUUUAUUGUGAGAAAAAGAAAUGAUCUUGUGAUAUAAUUGAUCUCCGUAUUUUGUUUGAGAAAUAAUUAAAUGUACCAGUAAUCAGGGACAUCCAGAUGACUUUUGUCUUUGUUAGACUGCAAUUACGAGUCCAUCUGGUUCCGUAUUGCAAAGAGGUUUCUCAAAGCAAAUAGCCCAUUUGGUGUUCUACAAUAGUCUACCUCCUUUCCAGAGCCAUGAUACAUUGUCAUCUUUUUGUUAUUGUGUUUAGUAGAUACUUUUCCUCUCCAGACUCUGUUACACAAUCUCAGAUGCACACUUUUGAAGAUUUAUGACGUUAUGUAUGCACUAAGUAGCCACUGUCCAGUGCUGAAGAUUAGUCUAAAUGUGAUGUAUGAAGUAUUUUAUUGUCAUUGAGCUUUUUCUAACUUUGAUGGAGUGAGCCAAUAUGAGGGAGGAUGAUGAGCCCUGCACUGUGAAUGGGAUUCAUUGCUCGAUGUGCUAAUUGAAGCAUAAAAGAUUGUAUU
Osmerus eperlanus (European smelt) is the source of this 1749-nucleotide messenger RNA. RefSeq names its product B2 bradykinin receptor. Gene Ontology annotation, biological process: calcium-mediated signaling; immune response; smooth muscle contraction. Gene Ontology annotation, molecular function: bradykinin receptor activity; C-C chemokine binding; C-C chemokine receptor activity. Gene Ontology annotation, cellular component: external side of plasma membrane; membrane. The transcript has 2 exons. NCBI's taxonomy places the organism in Eukaryota, Metazoa, Chordata, Actinopteri, Osmeriformes, Osmeridae. The record is from RefSeq and is a predicted model, not a curated record. Bases 116 to 1198 code for a protein of 360 amino acids.